GAUAAAACUCCUUCUGUGUUAGGAAACAAGUAUAGCAAAGAUGGUUCGUAAAGAACACCUCACAAUGGCUGCAGAUUAUAUCAACGUGCCUGAAACUUCCACCCGACGGUCAACAACUGCAGCAUCCGGGGCGAAUUACUACAAAGGCAUUGCUGUGGCAUUUGGACUCCUGUGCGUCCUACAAGUUGGUCUCAAUGUUUCCCUUCGUAUUGUAGGACACUAUUCUGGAAAGACUCCUGAUAUUAAAAAUGAGUGCGCAGACGUGAAGAUAAAGCUUGAUUCCUUAGAUGAGUAUUUCCAACAAGGCUGGCUGUAUAUCCGCCCCAGUGUCUACUACGUGUCACCAGUUAAGAAAUCCUGGUUUGACAGCAGAAACUUCUGUGUUGAAAGAGGUGCAGACCUGGUGGUCAUCAACAGCAAAGAAGAGCAGGAGUUCAUGAAUAAAUUUGUAAAGAUCACAUGGAUUGGACUGAGUCAACGGCAGGACAACGGGCAGUGGGUUUGGGUGGACGGGACUCCGCUGAACAUAAGCUUCUGGUCCCUUGGAGAGCCCAAUGAUGUUGAUGGAAAAGAAAACUGCACUGAAAUAAAUAACCGUCCUGUAGGAAAAAGCUGGAAUGAUGCUGAUUGUCAAAUUGAGAAAUUUUGGAUCUGUGAGAAGAGUAUAAAUUUCCUGUAACAAAUAUAUUCCUUUGCUUCUGGAGCAUCACUGUCUGUCCCACCUCAAUAGUCCACUGUUAUCUAGAGUGAAACUUGCUGUUUCAAUCAUGCUUCUGAACAACUCACAGAGGGAUUUGCGGAGCAUGAAUGGAUUUGUUUCAGCAUUUCAUUUUUCAUAAUAUUUGCGGCAAGAGAUGUUUUUUGCAGCAAUUAUUUUUGUCUUGUAAUAUAUUUUUGUACAAGCAUUUGUGAGAUGAUGUAACACAUAUCACACACACACCAAAGUGAAUGACAUUUUUGAAUGUACAUCACAAAGCAUGUAUGUAACAUCUGCUG
Synchiropus splendidus (mandarinfish) is the source of this 996-nucleotide messenger RNA. RefSeq names its product CD209 antigen-like protein E. The transcript has 6 exons. The coding region runs from base 41 to 679 and encodes 212 amino acids. Lineage: Eukaryota; Metazoa; Chordata; Actinopteri; Syngnathiformes; Callionymidae. The record is from RefSeq and is a predicted model, not a curated record. Gene Ontology annotation, molecular function: carbohydrate binding. Gene Ontology annotation, cellular component: external side of plasma membrane. Gene Ontology annotation, biological process: biological process involved in interspecies interaction between organisms.